This is a messenger RNA of Penicillium riverlandense, 492 nucleotides long. RefSeq lists its product as uncharacterized. The coding region runs from base 1 to 492 and encodes 163 amino acids. The record is from RefSeq and is a predicted model, not a curated record. Lineage: Eukaryota; Fungi; Ascomycota; Eurotiomycetes; Eurotiales; Aspergillaceae. The transcript has 3 exons.
AUGCCACUCCCCUUGAAACCCGAGGUCGAGGAUCGUUAUAUCUUUUGCAAGACAGAAGUCCACGCGGAUACCCGUACCUUCCUUAAUCAUUACCUUCUGCGACACGUUGACAUAGACAUACAAAGUGUGAUAAACGGCCGCGAAUCUAACAAAUCUCUAAUGCGCGUAAUCACCCGUAUGAGUAGGUGGAUCGACACGAGGCGGCCUCGACACCUAACAACCGAGCAACGAGCAUCGAUCUAUGAACAUCCCGAGUAUGUUAAAGCGGUCCGACGAUUGGAAGAGCAAACUGAAAUUUAUAUCUAUGACCUAAGUAAACAAAUACGAUCGCGACGUAAUACUCUAGCACGCGAUAAGCUCAACAUGUUUAGCCGGCUAGAGAGGGCGUUAAUACAGGCGAACAUAGACAUUAAGCGACAGCUCUCUAGAGCGGCUAUCGACGACGAGGAAGCUAAGGACUCACUACGAAUAGAUAGUAUGUUGCUAGAGUAG